ACGCAGCAUGCAAGACAGUGAAGGACGACAGAAAGUAGCUUGGGAUGAUUUAAGUCAAAUAUAAAGGUUGGUUUAAUGUUUCCGAUACACUGGACUGUAUCGCAGAUUUGACACAGAAAAAAGGACCAGUUUUGUUUCGCUUAUUAUCACGGAACACAAAAGGUGGAUCCGGUGUUUGAAGUGAAUUAUUGAACCGGGUUUACCUCAUUUACUUGAAGCUAGCCAUAGCUCACGCUGACUUUCCGUUUGGACGUUGUUAUGAUGGCGGUGUCGUGUCUAACGCGAGCUCUGCGGUCCCUCGCUCUCUCCCAGCCUGCCCUGCUGUCCUCGCAGGUAGUCGCACAGACCAAGCUGGGAACUGUGCUGCCCAGUUCAUUCGGACAGUUCAGGGGCUUCCUGACCACAGCCUCCCUGGAGCAGAACAGGACGUACUGGAAGCAGAUGGAGAAGUACACCACAAGACCUAUUGGAAUAAAAAAGAGAGGAGGCAGAGAUCACACAGGAAAGAUCCGGACGCAUGGAAUCGGCGGUGGUCAUAAACAGAAGUACCGGUGCAUAGACUUUCAACGACUACGCUACGAAGAAGGCAAUGAUGGCCGUCCUUUUGAAGAGAAGGUUGUUGAAGUGCGAUAUGACCCAUGCAGGUCUGCUGACAUUGCACUGGUAGCUGGAGGCAACCGGAAAAGAUGGAUUAUUGCUACAGAAAACAUGCAGGUUGGAGACAUCAUUAAAUCAUCUGGAGUUAUUGGACGCAUGGCAGUCUCGGCCAAUGAGGGCGAUGCGUACCCACUGGGAGCUCUUCCUGUGGGGACACUGGUGAACAACCUGGAGGUACAACCAGGAAAGGGAUCUGAGUACAUUCGUGCUGCAGGUACGAGUGGCGUUCUGCUCCGUAAAAUCAACGGGACAGCAAUCGUUCAGCUUCCGUCGAAGCAGCAGGUUCAGGUACUGGAUACCUGCACUGUCACAGUGGGACGUGUAUCCAACCCUGACCACAAUAAACAGAUUAUCGGCAAAGCUGGUCGCAAUCGCUGGCUCGGCAAGCGCCCUUCAAGCGGCAAGUGGCAUAGAAAGGGAGGUUGGGCUGGACGCAAGAUUAAACCUCUGCCUCCGAUGAAGAGUUACGUCAACCUGCCCUCAAUCGCAGCUAAAUAACACAACAUGAGCCUGGACGCGUUUGGGACUGGAGAUUUGUUGUCUCUCGCUUGUAAUCACCUUGUAUGUGUUCCCGACAGUGAAAUUAAACUGAUUGUUCCACAGGAAACAUGAAUAAAGAUGAGCUGUUUGUACAGAAGAUUAAAAAUUUUAUUAAACACAA
Scatophagus argus is the source of this 1318-nucleotide messenger RNA. RefSeq names its product mitochondrial ribosomal protein L2 (gene mrpl2). NCBI's taxonomy places the organism in Eukaryota, Metazoa, Chordata, Actinopteri, Scatophagidae. The record is from RefSeq and is a predicted model, not a curated record. Gene Ontology annotation, biological process: cytoplasmic translation. The transcript is spliced from 8 exons. Gene Ontology annotation, cellular component: ribosome. Gene Ontology annotation, molecular function: structural constituent of ribosome; RNA binding. Bases 259 to 1155 code for a protein of 298 amino acids.